This is a messenger RNA of Mytilus californianus (California mussel), 3108 nucleotides long. RefSeq names its product tolloid-like protein 1. Gene Ontology annotation, molecular function: serine-type endopeptidase activity; protein binding. Gene Ontology annotation, biological process: proteolysis. The transcript is spliced from 17 exons. NCBI's taxonomy places the organism in Eukaryota, Metazoa, Mollusca, Bivalvia, Mytilida, Mytilidae. The record is from RefSeq and is a predicted model, not a curated record. Bases 26 to 3040 code for a protein of 1004 amino acids.
AUUCCGAACACACAUACAUUGAAUUAUGGUUGGAUAUGGUGUACACAUUAAUAUUCUUGUUUUUAUGUUUCAAACAAUCUACGCAGGUACAUUAAAAAAUUUACUGGUAACAAAUAUUAAAGACACAUCAGCAACUAUAAAAUGGAGACCACCCAAUCAAGUCAGUGGAAUCCUGAACGGUUAUCGCAUAAAAUUUGAAGAAACGGGUCAUCCUAAAACAGGGUUUGGUGUUUCUGUCCUGGCUUCAAAUUUAAAUUAUACGAUUGCUGCUCUGAGUCCAUCCACCAAUUAUACAGUGUCGCUUUUUGCCUCAACUAAUAUGGGACGUAUGCUUAUAUCAUCAACGAAAUUCAAAACAACCGAUACUAUUGCUAUAACAACUACAGUUUAUAGUUCUGGAACAUGUAAUGACCAUCUCUUUGAUUGUUUAAAUGGUAGAUGCAUUCCGUAUCAAUGGGUUUGUGACGGUGAGAACGACUGUGGAAACUUGAAAGACGAAGAGAACUGUAUAAUGCAAAAAGUAGAAUGUAGCAGUUCAGAGUUCAAAUGUAGUAAUGGAGGUUGUAUUCCCGCUAAAUGGCGUUGUGAUUAUAAUGACGACUGUGGUGACAACAGCGACGAGCAAGGCUGUGGAAAUACUUUGUCUGGAUGUGGUGGGUUAAAAAAUAAGACGGGAACUGUAGGUAAUAUCAGAGGAAGAUACAAUCCAUAUGACUUCCCUAAUAAUAGGACUUGUACAUGGGACAUUACUGUUCCAGAUGACAUGUUUAUCAAAAUUCAUUUUCUAAGCAGAUUCCGAGUUAAAGCAUCUCAGGAGAAUUGCACGGAUAAAUAUGUUGCAGUAUAUCAGGAUAAUGGAAAAGCGUUAGGUAAAUACUGUGGUAGAAAACCUCCACUUGAUAUGACAAUAGAAAGCAACCAUGUACGGAUUGUUUUCAAGACCAUCAAUAUGACCAGAUACGAGGGAUUUUCAAUGCACUGGUCAGCAGUAAAUGCAACAAAAAACAAUAGCGGACCAAAUCAAUUGGAUAAACUUGUUUGUAAUAAAGUGUUCACUAUCGACAACGAAACUACACGGUACAUUGAUACUUCAGAACUUAAUCAAACCUUUGACUUCCAAUGUGUAUGGUUUAUUGAAGCACCAAAAGGUUAUAGUAUCCGUUUCCGGUUCACUGAUUUCAAUCUAAAUGAAGACAGAUAUUGUUUACAUGACUCUAUACUUAUAAUGGACGGACCAAAUUUAAGCAUUCCGUUUGGACCAUAUUGUGGACAGACCAUUCCAUUGGAUAUAGUAACCUCAUAUCAUAUAGCAAAGAUUAUUUACCAGUUAGAUCCUAUCAAUGGGACCAGUGGGUUUUCUCUGCAGUUUUCUGCAGUAGAAAUGCCUACGCCUCUACCUUUUCCAAAGAUCCUGUGUGACCAUGAUAUAUAUUAUACAGAACCUGAUUCUAUCGUGUCACCAAAUUAUGGAUAUGGCAACUACUAUCCUAGACUUCGUUGCUUAUGGAGAAUAUUUGCCCCAAGUGGAUACUUAAUAAGGCUUCAUUUUACAUAUUUUGACAUUGAAUUCAGUCAAAAUUGUUUAUAUGAUGCUUUGACAAUAAUAGAUGGAACUUCUCCAUCCGGUGAUGUUCUCACUACUUUGUGUGGACAGAUGUUCCCGGAUGAUGUUUUAUCGAAGACUAACUCGGUUGUGCUUACAUUUGUGAGCGAUGAUAACAAAUCGGGAUCGGGAUUUAAUAUCACUUAUACAAUUGAAAACAAAACCGAAGUUGAUAACGGUAAUAUAGUGGAAAAAUUAUGUCGCAACGGUACUGUUAUAUCAAAAAAUGAUUCUCAAGGAGAAAUAUUAUCGCCUGGUUAUGCGCUCGGAAGGAAAUAUCCGACAAACAUUAACUGUUCAUGGUUUAUUGAGGCGCCUGUGGGAAAAGUUAUUUCACUUACUUUUAAUGAUUUUGAAGUAGAGAAUGAACGAGAUUGUCAUUUUGAUUCAAUGUCAAUAUUCGACAGGACUAAUGGCGUAGACACAUUGAUUCAGACAUUGUGCGGACCUGCAUAUCCAAACAGAUUGACCUCUACCAGUAACCUUCUGUUUAUGGUAUUUCAUAGUGAUGAUAGUGAUACAAGAUGUGGAUUUAAUAUAACAUAUGCUUUUCGUGAUCCUAUCCCAUCUUGCUUAACAUCCGAGUUCAGAUGUGGUAAUGGUAGUUGCAUCGAUUCUUCAUUGGUUUGUAAUAACGUAUCUGAGUGUAGCGACGGAACAGAUGAAAUAGUAUGCAGUUUGUAUGAUAAAAAUUGUGGAAAACCAUCUAUUCAACCAGUAAACGUAGAUCACAGAAUAUUUGGGGGACAAGAAGCUAAGCCAGGAAGCUGGCCAUGGCAGGUUUCUUUGAAACAUGAUGGUGAUCAUUUAUGUGGUGGAACUUUGAUUCAUCCUGAAUGGAUAGUUACAGCGUCACACUGCUUUGAACGGCAUCGAUCAACAAAACAUUGGACAGCAAAUCUUGGAGAGCAUCACAUGUACAAAGAUGACCCUGGUGCAGUACAAGCAGCAGUAAAGACCAUUAUUGUUCAUGAACAUUAUGGAGCUGUUAGUACCAAUAACGACAUAGCUUUAGUUCAGCUACAGAUACCGCUAACAUUGAACGAUAAAAUAGAUACUGUAUGUCUCCCAAAAGUAAUGUUCAAACCAGGAACUCUUUGUUAUGUGACAGGAUUUGGAGAAGUUCUAGGCACGUGUUGCCCUUUUGUAUUGAAGCAAGCAGCAGUGCCAAUUGACGAUCUUUACAUGUGCAAUGAAACAUCAAACUUACAAGGACAAAUUACAGAAAACAUGUUUUGUGCUGGGAAAGGAGGGAAUGAUGCCUGCAAUGGUGACAGCGGCGGACCACUAGUAUGCAAAGACAGUGACGGUAAAUGGGAACUUUCUGGUAUAACAUCUUUUGGUAUUGGGUGUGGAGAUCCGAAUUCUCCAGGAGUGUAUACAAAAGUUAGUAACUACAUCUCGUGGAUACAUCAGACAAUUGCAGAAUAUUCAUGAAAAAAUACUUCUACCUGUCUUUCAGUUUUGCAAUCUUUUGUUGUUAUUGAAUAAAAUAUUUUCCGUUA